CGGCUAUUGACAAUACAUUAAAUCAAUGUCCAUUGUUAAAUAGAUUUAAUAGUCGUCAUCGUUAUAGUCGAUUGCCACAUAUGUUCACUACGCACAUCCCUAGUCACAAUUGUUUUCCUGUCAAUUCUCCAAUAUUUACAAUUUCACAUUACGCAUUUGUCAAAAUAUAUUCUCUGUUCGGAAUAUUGAUUUUUUUUUUAUUAAUAAAAUAAUGGCUGACCUAGGAAUAUUAAAUUUAAAUACGCUGUGUCGUUGUUGCCAUUCAGACGGGAGCUUUAAGAGUCUCGAAAGUCUCGUUAAGAAAAGAAAUGCCGAGGAAACAUAUGAAACUAUGUUAAGAGAUACUUUAGGUAUAACGAUAUAUAUACCACCUCUAGAAGCUAGUUACACUAUAUGUGAAAAAUGCAUAACCAAGCUACGAGCGGCCACAAACUUUAAGAAACAGGUUGCACUAUGCGAAGAGAAAUUUAUGGAAUAUUGUAAAAAUGAACAGUUUCUGAAUCAGGAAUGUAAAGUCGAAAUAAAAUCGGAACCAAGCAUUCAAGAAACAGAUAAUAAUGAUGACACACAAAUGGAAAAUUACAAUGAGAAUACGUUAGAUUUUAAAGAAGAACCAAAAGAGGAUGUCGACUAUUAUUUAGAAGUGGAUAUGCCAGAAGCUUCCGAUGACACAGAUGAACAGACAGCUGAUUUAGAAAACCAGGAAAAUACUAUCAAAGAAACUCAAGACAACACGGUAGUGAAGAAAAAUGAAAAUAAAUCACAAGAAUAUGAAAUCGACACGUCAUGCAUCAUAGAAACAGAGUCCGAGAACGGCUUAAAAUACUCGUGCAGGGACUGUGGCGGGAAUUACACAGAAAAACAAAUACAUCAACACCUAUUCACGAACCAUGACACUCUAGAAUGCAAAAUAUGCAAGAAAAUACUAAAAAAUGUAAAUUCAUACAAGUGUCAUGUGAAGCUACACGGUAAUAGGUCAUUUAAAUGUAACACUUGUGAUAAAACUUAUCCCACCAAACAUGCCUUGAAGCAUCAUAUUAAUACACACACGAGGGAAAAGGUUUUCACCUGCGAUUAUUGCAAUAAAACUUUUUUAGGAAGAACUGUUUUAAGAAAACAUAUUUUAUUCCAUCUCGGUUUGAAUAAAAAAAAACUCUGCGACUUAUGCGGGUGGUCUUUCAACGAUUCAUCGAAUUUGAGAAGCCACGUUCGCUCUGUUCAUUUGAAAUUGAGGCCGUUCGUUUGUAAUACGUGCGGAAAAACGUUCAAAGCGAAAAAGCAUUUGAAAGACCAUCAAUUUAAGCACGGUACGGGAUCGAAGAGAUUCUUUUGUGAUAAGUGCGACAAAAAAUAUUCAACUUGUACCUCUUUGAAAAUCCAUAGAUUGAAACAUGAUAAUGUAUUCAAAUGCUCGAAAUGUCCUUUGACAUUUGAAAGUCAAGCGAGCUUAACAAUGCAUUUAAAACAGAGCCACAGUAGGUAUUACCCUUGCGAUGUUUGCAAUAAUGUUAUGUCUUCGCAAAAAUCUUUAAAUCGCCAUAAGAGAAAUCAUGCGGGUCUAAAGUACCCUUGUGAUAUCUGCAAUGAAUUUUUCUCAGAGAAAAGUGUAGUUUCUCGUCAUAAAAGAAGGGUACAUAAUAAUGAGAAAAAGGAUACAAAUGUAAAAACUAAAUGUUCGGUUUGUGGGAAGUUGUUCAUGAAUAUUCUGAAUCAUAUGCGGUCGCAUAACAACAGGCAGUCCUCUUGUGACUUGUGUGAUAAAUCUUAUCCUGAUAAUAGUACUUUGAAUAGGCACAAGCUACAGAAACAUUUCUCAAGGUUGUUCGAUUGUGAAAUAUGCGGGAAAAAGUAUAUACAGAAAGAUAAAUUGAAAAAACAUCAGAAUAAAGUGCAUAAUUUGAAACUUGAGAGGAAUCAAGACAGCUCGGAAACUUCUGGUUGAAAAGCUUUUGCAAGCAAAAAGGGUCACCCAUAACUUUGAAGAAUACACCAGCCGUUUUCAGAGUGCUAGCAGAUAUAAAAAAUCUAAAAAUAUUUGUAUAUUAGGCUGUAUCUCCAAAACCGUAAAGUUUUGGAGAUACAGCCUGCUGACGGACGGAUAGACACUGGAGCCUCAUAAAUAGGGUUCUGUUUUAACCUUUUGUGGACGUUACCCAAAAAAACUAUUACAUAUUUUCAUAUUUUCUGAGAAUGCAUUUAGGUCUGUUAGCCAUUUACAAUAAUUAUAACAAGAUUUAUUUAACAAGCUAUCAAGUUUUUUUAAUCCCUCAAAUGUAUGGAAGUCUAACCAAAGACACAAAUACCUAAUUCAUUGUUAAGCAUUUAUUUAUCAAAUAACAUACACAACAUAACAGUUUACACCAAAUCGUUUGGCAGUCAGAUUAUACAAUUACAACAGAAACUUAAACACUAAAAAAGGGGACAAAAGUAUACAAAUUAUAAAAUUUACACAUAAACAAGAAUUAAACAACAAUAAACAAUCACAUAAGAAACAGUAAACAAUCAUCUUUCGUUCCUCAACUCACAGAAUUUCAAACGCAUAUAACAAAAAUGUAUCUAUUCAUAAUUUUUCUGAACUAUUCAAAUCAUUAGCUAUUAGGAAAACUGGCCUAUUGCGAGUCUUACUUGUGGACAAAGGGUGCCGUACCAUUUUUAUUCCAUCCCACUCUGUCCCACUGCUGGGCAAAAGCCUCUCCCAGAUCCUUCCACGAUUCUCUGUCCUGGGCCACAUGAAACCAGCCAAGGUUAGCAUUAAUAGAUCGUCCAUCCGCUCGCUCCCAUUGUGUAGUGAUUUCGCCAUACCAUUAUUUUUUUAAAUAAUAUUGAAUUACUCCACCUUCCAAAAAACAUGUACGUUUUUCAGUUAAAAUACUCAAUUUUAUAAAAUGACA
Molecule: messenger RNA, 2891 nt
Organism: Trichoplusia ni (cabbage looper)
Lineage: Eukaryota; Metazoa; Arthropoda; Insecta; Lepidoptera; Noctuidae
Product: zinc finger protein 2 homolog
Exons: 7
Coding region: 212-1942 (576 amino acids)
Cellular component (GO): nucleus
Molecular function (GO): zinc ion binding
Source: RefSeq, a predicted model, not a curated record